GGCAUUCACGCACUUUGCUCAGUUGUGAUAUCACUAAGAGCUAGUUAGCUACAAACUUAUACAGCUUCAUCACGUCUCUUCUGGCCAGGUAGUUAAUUUUACCACAGACACUGCAAGCAACCUGUUGCGACAACUUUAUUACUGUUGGCUAGUUUGCUAGUUACCCCUGACCCACCGGAACAGCACCUUCUCUGUGUUCCGGGACUUCCCGCUUUACCGCUAGCAAGCCUAGCUAACUAGCUAGCUACAAUUAGAUUGCAUUAGCUAACGCUAGCUAAUUAUUCGGGUAGCUAGCUUGAUAACGUUUAGCUGAUACAAAAUGUCGCUCGAAGGCGCUGCUGUCCCACGGGUUGUUAAGGAACCGGUUCAACAGAUAUGUGAACAAGGUCGACCAUGACUACAACCUCCGUAGUAUGAGCAACCUGAUGGGCGAGCGGUGGAAGAAAGUGAACGACGGAGGAGAGCGGAGUCUCAUCAAAGCUCCCUCCAGCGCCAGCAUCAGCAGCCAGGGCGCCUCCGCGGGAGCCUCCGCCGCCGGGUCCACACCACCACCAGCAGCAGCAGCAGCAGCCUCCUCUUCCUCCACCGGGGACCUGGAGAGGGCUGCCCGCAAGCAGUUCCAGCAAGAUGUCACGCCCGGCUUCGUCUACGUCCUGGCCGUCUUCUCCGCUCUCGGGGGGUUCAUGUUCGGCUACGACACCGGGGUGAUCUCCGGGGCCAUGCUCCUGCUCAAGAGGGAGCUGGACCUGAGCGCCCUGUGGCAGGAAGUGCUCAUAUCAAGUACUGUGGCCGCGGCCGCCCUGUCUGCCCUGCUGGGCGGCUUCCUCAACGGGCUCUUCGGGCGCAGAGUGUGCAUACUGGUGGCCAGCUUCUGCUUCACCGUCGGGGGGAUCGUGCUCAGCACCGCCCCCGGCAAAGAGGUGCUCCUGACGGGGAGGCUCAUCGUCGGAGUGGGGCUCGGUAUUGCCUCUAUGACAGUGCCUGUGUACAUCGCUGAGGCCUCUCCACCCCAUCUCAGGGGUCAGCUGGUGACCGUUAACACCCUCUUCAUCACUGGGGGACAGUUCACUGCCAGCCUCAUCGAUGGCGCCUUCAGCUACAUGCAGCACGGCGGGUGGAGGUACAUGUUGGGUCUGUCAGUGCUCCCCGCCGUGCUCCAGUUCAUGGGAUUCCUGUUCCUGCCGGAGAGCCCUCGCUGGUUAAUCCAGCGCGGGCUGACCCAGAAGGCCCGCCGUGUGCUCAGUCAGAUCCGGGGCAACCAGAACAUUGACGAGGAGUACGACAGCAUCAAGAACAGCAUCGAGGAGGAGGAGAAGGACAGUGGAGGAGAUGGCCCGGUGAUCUGGCGGAUGCUGACCUACCCCCCGACUCGCCGAGCCCUCCUGGUGGGCUGUGGUCUUCAAAUGUUCCAGCAGCUUUCGGGAAUCAACACUGUCAUGUACUACAGCGCCACCAUCCUGCAGAUGUCAGGAGUGCGGGAUGACAGGCUUGCGAUCUGGUUGGCCAGCCUCACCACCCUCACCAACUUCCUGUUUACCCUGCUGGGAGUGUGGCUGGUGGAGAGAGUGGGACGCAGGAAGCUCACUUUGGGAAGCAUCGUGGGUACAUGUUUGAGCUUGAGUCUGUUGGCCAUCGGUUUUCUGCUGUCUGCCCAGCACAGUCCUCCUGUCACCUUUCACCCGUUAGACCCGGCCAUGGCAAACUCCACCUGCUCCAAGUACCAGCUGUGCGAGCCGUGCAUGCUGGACCCUGGAUGUGGUUUCUGUUACCGAGAGAACGGCUCAGUGCUCCUCACCUCCUCCUGUGCUCCAGUCAAUAAGGCCUCCACCGAGCACGCAGCAUGGGGCAGAUGCUCCAACUCCAGCCUGAUGAGAGAUCACACCUACUGGGCCUACAACUACUGUCCCACCUCCUACUCCUGGCUGGUUUUACUGGGUUUGGUGCUGUACCUAGCUGCUUUUGCUCCAGGGAUGGGUCCAAUGCCGUGGACCAUCAACUCAGAAAUCUACCCUCUGUGGGCGAGGAGCACGGGGAACGCCUGCGCUGCCGGAGUCAACUGGACCUUCAACAUCCUGGUGUCUCUCACCUUCCUCCACCUGGCUCAGUACUUCACCUACUAUGGUGCUUUCUUCCUCUACUCCAGCAUGGCCUUGCUAGGUUUCAUCUUCACGUAUGGCUGUCUGCCAGAGACUAAAGCCCGGCGUCUGGAGGAGAUCGAGGCGCUGUUCGAAAACCAGCUUUGUUCCUGCGGCGCCUCUGAUUCGGACGAAGGGCGGCAGGUCGAGUACAUUCGAGUCAAAGGUUCAAACUACCAUCUAUCGGACAACGACGCAUCUGACGUGGACUAGGGAGUUUCGUUAACUUGGCGAUUAAUGAAAUAUGCGAGUCUGGGUCUGUAAUAUUUAUAUUUUUGUGGGUGGACAGAGGAGUCACUGAUGAAGUUCAAAAUAAGAGUUUAAUAAAAAGGCCUUUUGCUUGUAUUAGUAACGUGAGUUCACUUUCAAAUCAGUCAAUUCAGGAAUCCAAAAAUCAAUGAAAUACUUUAGUUUGAGUAUGAAUGUUUUGUUGUCAACAUAAUCUCUGAGUUGAGGGUGAACUGACACUAAAUCUGGAGUCAAACUUGCUUUAGUCGACAGCUGAUUUCUCAACCAUGCAUGUGGAAAAGGCUUAAACAUUCACAUAGAUUCAACAUGAAUUCAUAGAGGUCCGACGUCUAUUUUACGGACACUUUGGGCAGGAAACAUGACUGUUGAACACACACUGAAAAUACAAACUAUAAGGGAUGGUGUUCUUUACAAAAGGGGAAGGAAAAUGUCCCUAAUAUUUUGUAUAUUCACUGAGUAAAUAUCAAUUAUUAUUUAUAUAUGAUGUUGUCCGUACAGUAUAAAGAGUGACAUGACACAGUCAUCCUGCAGCAUCAUGUCAGAAUUUGUUUGCAUUGAAAACGGUACAGUCAGUGUGGUGUUGGAAACGAGGUUUGUGUGUCCACAAAAUUUCCAGCUGUAACUUACCGGUGAUCUACAGUACCAUUAUGCCUUUCUACAUGAAACACAUCUCAGUUAAAUGUUGUUUAAGCUUGUAGCGUUGCACAUUAAUGUCAGUUCCUUGUGAUGACAGUCGUAGUUUGUGUUUCAUAUUUUCAUGAAAAGCAAACACCUACAGAGCCCAGGAGGGGGCAUAGAGGAAUACGAAAAAAAAGAUGCACUUUUGAAAUAUCUCAAGAAACUUUCUCGAGAUCUCACAAAAGUUUCUUGAGAUCUUGCAAAAGCUUCUGGGGAUCUUGCAUAUUUUUUCUUCAACCUUCAGAUUUAUUUAUUUUCCUCUCUGCCCCCUCCCCGACUCCGUGAACACCAGAGAUGUACAGUAUAUUGUUUAAAUUUAGCAAACUUGUAUUGUCAGUGGGUGCCUAAACAAACCACUUACCACUGCAGUAGCACUGAAAUGAAUCUAAGUUCUGUUGCCAUUGUUUAUUUAUUUAUUUAUUUAUGUAUUUAAAUAAGAUUUUUCCAAUGCCAUUUUUAACAUAAUACUAGAGUUUAAUGUCACUCUGUCAUUCCAAAAUCUACACUAUGAACCAAUGUUAGAAACCUGCGUGUCAUGAACUAUAGCUGGUUGUUAUUGCUGGGUAUGUUGUACAUUUAAUAUCCAGCAAAGAUGACCGGCCUAUUCUAUCUGUAGUGGUAAAGUAAAACCUUAGUUUUAUGAUUGAGAUUUCAAGUAUUUCAUUCUAUCUAAACAUGAUAAUAUUAGUGCCUGUGUAUUGUGAAGGUGCCUAACGGCCAUUUUUCAGUCACAUUCCCUAAGUGGACAUGUAUGUACUACGUCAUAUUAUGAUAACUACUAAGCCGACAUAGCUUUUUUUUUCAUUUGACAUGUACAUAUUUGCAUUUCACCUGUGAUGGAAUAUUAUUUUUUUACUGUCAUUUCAUGUAUUUAGAUUUUUGUCUUCCUCCAUAGCCUUAUGUACAAAUAGCAGAGCAUAUCAUUUAUGUGGUUCUCGUGUCAAAAGUCGAGGAGUAGGAUUUAGUGUAAUUUGCCAGUGUUGUUUUGUAAAGUAAAACUGUGUGAGGUUACACCUUGUUAGUCAAAUACGCAUAAGUUUCAGUGUAUCAAAACUGUCUGAAAGCUUACAGCGGAGUUAACUUUAUGUAACAAAACAAAACCGGUGAAUAAGGAUCAGUUAAUGUGAUUUAAUUCCACUUUUAAUAAACUUUUCAAAUAAGAAGUUGUUUAUCAAAUGCUCUGGCACAAUGUAGUGAUAUUUUAAGUGACCCUUAGAAAGUGAGUGGUAUUUUCAAGGUGUCACAUUCACACAUGGAUGCCAAUAGAGGUUGUAGAUCACUUUAAAAGGAACCAGUCCCAGGCAUUAGCACCUUCACAUGAAAACCCUAUAACUGUCCUUCAAACGUAAACAGAUUUCCCCAAAAAACAGCUUUACAGGACCAUUAUUUACAAAUCAUUAUGGUUUACAUUUGCUGGUCAGUUUCCAAAGCAUGCUGACAUUUUUGACCACCCUGCAAGGUGUCGCUCAUUUCAAUUCAUUUCAGUAAGCAACGAGAAACAACUUGCACAGACUUUAGACUGGCUUGAAAUUGGCAGAAAAGUGAACAUUUAAAACAACACAGCCUCCGCACAAAAACUGUAAAGGCUUGUCGCAUGGUUUUGAAAAUGAUCAGCAAUACUGUAAACUACCUGUGAUUUGGCUAAAACAUGCAAAAUAUCUAGUGAAUAUAUCUAGUGAAUGGUCCUUUAAAAGGAACCCCAACAGCUUAUAUAAUUGCUGGUAAUAAGUAAUGAUGAGAAACAACCUGCAUUUUCUGUUUAUUCAGAAAAAAUGACUGGCCUCUGAGUUUUUCUACCUUCUAAAAUUGGCUUAUCAACCUAAAAAAGUGAGGAAAAGUAACCACGCAGGGUAAGGUAUUGUUUUAACUUCAUUCGGUCCAGGAUGAGGUGUCUUAAAACUACACAAACUAGUUUUGUACUCAGAGUAUUACUACAACACACACAGACGCAGCCGUCCGUAACACAGAGUGUGUAAUGAAAACUUGUGUCGACCAAAUAUCUUAACGUGAGGCUGCACUUCAUCAAAGAUGAUAAGGAUCAUGUGAUGUCCGGCCCUAGAAGUGAAAUCGUGUUAACACUGUCCUAUAUAACAGCGGGGACGGUUAAAUGUAUAUUUAUGGUGAAAUGGUUGCAGUUUUUUUCUAUGUGAACCAACUACAUGUGUUUCUACAGUUUACGAGGAACUACAAAAAUACUAAUUUAACAAAAAAGAGUGCUGUAUAGUUUAUUUGAUUCUUGUUCAAGCUGUAAAUGUUUUGCUAGAGUUUAUAUUCUAUAAAAAAUAAAUAUCUUCAUGAAAUCUUAACACUUGAAUAUGUAUAUGGGGAAAGAAAUAAACUUCAAUCAGCGUAA
Messenger RNA from Lates calcarifer (barramundi perch), 5415 nucleotides. Its product is annotated as proton myo-inositol cotransporter. The record is from RefSeq and is a predicted model, not a curated record. Bases 414 to 2348 code for a protein of 644 amino acids. Gene Ontology annotation, molecular function: myo-inositol:proton symporter activity. NCBI's taxonomy places the organism in Eukaryota, Metazoa, Chordata, Actinopteri, Centropomidae. The transcript has 11 exons. Gene Ontology annotation, biological process: transmembrane transport. Gene Ontology annotation, cellular component: membrane.